Molecule: messenger RNA, 1104 nt
Organism: Cladophialophora bantiana CBS 173.52
Lineage: Eukaryota; Fungi; Ascomycota; Eurotiomycetes; Chaetothyriales; Herpotrichiellaceae
Exons: 2
Coding region: 1-1104 (367 amino acids)
Source: RefSeq, a predicted model, not a curated record
AUGGAACGCCACGACCACACCGCUGGUGCGGUCCCAACCAACUCCAACAAUAAUCCCCCAACGCGUCAUCGACCUAUUAAAUGCACUUAUCGUGCCUGUGGAAAGUACGGGCACUUCACUAGCCAGUGUUGGGUCGCACACCCACAUCUCCGACCUGGUGAAGUUGCAAAUCGCGGCCGACGAGGGAAACGUGCAGACAAAGGCGGGCGGGAGGUUCCCGCUUGGUGUGGUGAGCUCACGCAGGGGAAUUUCAAAUGGAGUGAAGAUCCGAACCUAAAGUUCAUCCUCCCCUCGGGGAAUGACUGGCACUCAAAAGCGGACGACCCUUGGGAUGCUCCCUGGAGAAUCGACCCCUUUCCUUUCCUGAGGCUGCCACAGGAGCUCCAAGACAAAGUAUACGAAUACGUAUACGAAAAGAAGCAUGGAGUGAGAGUAGACAUUAGCGGACCCCUCCAAGCCUCGAUUGUGCAGUUGGAGGAAUUGGAAAACCGCCCUCCGGAAUUACUAGUAUACGGCCAUGACUACCCUUGUCUGGCACAAGUCAGCAGGAAAAUUCGCGAGGACUCACGCCACGCACGGAAACAUGCACUCAACGGGCGGAUGACAAUAUUUUGGGACAGACAUUACAAGGACUUUGCAUUCCGCAAGAUUCUUGCACCCAUGUGGACGCGCCUCCGGAACCAGAUCACAGAGAUUUCAUUCCACGGCUUCAAUGGCCGAUCUGUGCACUCUUCUGACGAGCUUCACAAACUCUGGAUGCUGAUCCCCGUACACUUCCCUCACGUGAGCGUGAUAAACUUCCGAUACCAGGCGUACCGGUACAUUGAUGACGGGGGUUUUGGUGUGCUUGGCUGGACGACAUACCACACAACGAGGCGUGCAGAGGAAUUCGCCGCAGGUCAAAUGGAUGGGGACUUCUCCUAUCCCGGCACCAUGCUAAGCCUGGACAACUUAUUUCAGUAUAUGGACGGAGCUUCACAUCCCUGCUCCAUCUUCUUGAAAACCUCGAUCGAGUGGUUAAAUGAAAACCGCAGCCGGGCGGAUUACCACUCCAUUAAAUUCCUUGUUACGCUCCCUGGCCUAGAAGUCGUUGAGAGAAUUUGA